Aspergillus chevalieri is the source of this 2130-nucleotide messenger RNA. It is a transcript of the gene fos-1, whose product is annotated as sensor histidine kinase/response regulator Fos-1/TcsA. Gene Ontology annotation, biological process: phosphorelay signal transduction system; phosphorylation. The record is from RefSeq and is a predicted model, not a curated record. NCBI's taxonomy places the organism in Eukaryota, Fungi, Ascomycota, Eurotiomycetes, Eurotiales, Aspergillaceae. The transcript has a single exon. Gene Ontology annotation, molecular function: phosphorelay sensor kinase activity. The coding region runs from base 1 to 2130 and encodes 709 amino acids.
AUGGUUCCUAAUAAUCAACUCCUUCGACUCACAAUCGGGAAUCGUGAACCUGUCACCGUCGCAAUGGCGACUCCGCCCCCGGAGGAGGAUCUAUAUCUUGGGAAACGGCACGAAGAGGACUAUGAAGAAGCACAUCGAGAACAACAUGAGAAGGACUACAGCUCACGCACACACGAGUGUCUUACGCGCCGGCGCGAUGAUCCUCUGGCUCGAAUAUACCGCUUAACUCCCAUUCCGACCAUCCUUCUCGACGCUUCCCUACGAGUGGUCGAGGUAUCCAACAGCCAUCUUGAAAUUUUCCAGAAGUGCAGAGACGCGCUGCUGGACAAGUGUAUCUACGAGAUCUCGUCAUACGCCAUACCCUCCCCCGACAUUGUGACCCUCAGCGGCGCCUUGCAAGCGGCUGUUACCAGCCGCGACGUCCAGACAAUUGGCGGCAUCCAUCUCCCUGAUACAAAUUCCUACUUCUCCCUACGAUUAAUACCGAUUUUCGACGGUCCGGAACUAAUCUACAUGGUCCUCGAGAUUCAGAAUGCCACUACCGAACACGCGGAAUCCCGCGCAUGCAGCAAGCAGACUUACAUUAAUGAAUCCUACCGGACGUUGCUGGACACCGUCAAAGACUACGCCAUCUUCAUGCUCGAUACGCGCGGGAACAUUACGACCUGGAACUCUGGCGCCACCGUGUUGAAUGGAUACUCAGCGGAUGAAAUCAUCGGUCGGCAUUUCUCCAUCUUCUACAGCGACGAGGAUUGUAUCCGACAGAAGCCCGAAAAAGAACUCGAGGUCUGUCUGCGCGAUGGCAAGGUGGAAGAUGAAGGCUGGCGGUAUCGUCGCGACGGAUCGCGAUUCUGGGCCAACGUCCUCGUGACGCCUAUCCACCAAUUUGGACAUCAUGUCGGUUUCGCGAAGGUCACCCGGGAUUUGACUGAGCGCAAAGCCGCUGAGGCCCGUCUGAUAGCGGCGUUUGAGGAAUCGUCGAAACUGAAAAGCGACUUUUUGGCCAACAUGAGCCACGAAAUACGUACCCCGAUGAACGGCAUGUUGCUGGCUCUGACCAUGUUGAUGAGCACCGAGCUCAACCAACAGCAGCAAGAGUAUGCAUCUAUCAUUGAAGAUUCGACCUCCAUUCUGCUGCAGGUAAUCAACGAUGUUCUGGACUACUCCAAACUGUCAUCCGGGGCCUUUUCAUUGCACUCGGAUAUCGUCAAUGCCCGAACGAUCAUCGACGCCGUUGUGCGAAACUGCAACCCGCUUCUCAAGCCGGGAGUUGAAUUGAUCAGCGAUCUUCCGGACGACUUCCCCCAGUAUCUCAAAGGCGACCCGCUUCGAUUCCGGCAGGUACUGCAGAAUCUCGUUGGGAAUGCAGUCAAAUUCACCGAGCAAGGCAGCGUCAAGAUUCACACGUCAUUUUCCGUCGACGAGGAAAAGCGAGACGCCUACAACAUCUUGACAGAAGUCAUCGACACCGGUAUCGGGGUUCCGGCCGACUCCAUCAAUACCCUCUUCACCCCCUUCACACGAUUCGCAGACUCCUGCACCAAGAAGUACCAAGGGACAGGACUGGGUCUUUCGAUUUGCAAAGGCCUGGCCGAGUUGAUGAACGGGACGGUUGGAUUCAGACCAAACCCAGACGGCCGUGGAAGUAUCUUCUGGGUGACAGCGCGAAUGAAUCGUACGGACGAGGUGGACUCAGCCCGAGCAGCCGGCCUCGCCUCCGAAGAAACUUUCGACCCGACUGAGGAGAUUCGCAAAAUCGCACCCCAGAAACACAUUCUUCUCGUCGAAGACAACAUGGUGAACCAAAUGGUGAUGCGCAAACUUCUCAACAGUGUGGGAUUUGAACGCGUCGAUGUUGCAUGGGACGGGGCGCAGGCGGUGCGGAUGGUCAAGCAGCGUCCGUUGUCGUAUGACGUGGUGUUGAUGGAUGUUAGUAUGCCGGUGUUGAGCGGGUUAGAGGCGACAUCGCGAAUUCGAGAAUUGCACAUUGAUGUGCCUAUUAUCGCACUUACUGGGAAUGCACUGAAGGGCGAUGCGGAGACGUAUUUGGCAAACGGGAUGAAUGAUUAUUUGGCGAAACCGAUUCAUCGACAGCAGCUUUUGAGGAUGCUUUGGAAGUGGAUUGUUUGA